Molecule: messenger RNA, 1110 nt
Organism: Aspergillus japonicus CBS 114.51
Lineage: Eukaryota; Fungi; Ascomycota; Eurotiomycetes; Eurotiales; Aspergillaceae
Product: NAD(P)-dependent alcohol dehydrogenase
Exons: 3
Coding region: 1-1110 (369 amino acids)
Molecular function (GO): zinc ion binding; oxidoreductase activity
Source: RefSeq, a predicted model, not a curated record
AUGGUUGACAUUCAACUCAUCACCGGGCGAGCUCUGGUCUCUUACGGUCCUUACAAGGAUGGAGGCUGGAAGCUGCGCAACGUUGCUCUGCGACCCAUCCGUGAGCAUGAGCUGUUGGUCGAGGUCAUUGCCUCAGGCGUCUGCCAAACUGACCUACAUUUCGCCGGGCUGGAAAGUGGCCACGGCGUGCAUUAUCCGCGGGUGAUGGGCCACGAAGGAGCGGGAUACGUCCGACAGGUCGGACCCGGUGUUACCUCAGCGCGCGUCGGCGACCCAGUCCUCAUGUCUUUCUCCUCAUGCCAGACGUGCCGGUGCUGUCGGCGUGGCCACCCCGCUCACUGCCACAAUUUCGACCCCAUCAACUUCGAGUCGACGUCCACGGACCGCGUCUUCUGGGAGGAAGGCGCAACAACACCACAGACAAGCGAACCAGACAUCUUCGGCCGGUUCUUCGGACAAUCGAGUUUCGCUAGUUGGACGAUCGUGCAAGAGUCCGCGGUGAUCAAUGUGGCGGGCAUGGUCGAGAAGAAGGAGGAGUUACAGCUGCUGGCCCCGCUGGGAUGCGGGAUCCAGACGGGAGCAGGAGCGGUCCUCAAUGCGGCGGGCGCACAACGAGAUGAUACGAUCGCGACCAUCAUUGGGGUCGCACGCAACGAGGCCCGCCUCAAGCUGGCCCUCGAGCUGGGAGCUACGCAUGUGGUUCGGAUCGACCCCGACGCGGAUCUCAGCCACGUCACGCAGGCUGUGCGUGCACUCACCGGUGGACUUGGGGUCGAUGUCACGCUGGAAACUACAGGGGUGCCGGACCUCGUGGCCGAGGCCGUUCGUAUGACGGCCAACAGGGGCAAGAUUGUGCAGCUGGGGGCAGCGCCUGAAACGGCGACUGUCAAUAUCCCGAUCCACGAGUUCAUGGUGGCGGGAAAAGUGUUCAUGGGGGUCGUCGAGGGGGAUGUGGUUCACCGGGAGUUCGUGCCGCAGAUGAUUGAGUGGGUGAAGUCGGGCCUUCUGCCUUUGCAUAAGAUCGUUGGAUUUUAUCCGGCGGAGAAUUUCGAGGAGGCGGUCCGGAAUAUGAAGAGUGGAAGGACGAUCAAGCCGAUUCUUCUGUGGUAG